This is a messenger RNA of Racocetra persica, 264 nucleotides long. NCBI's taxonomy places the organism in Eukaryota, Fungi, Glomeromycota, Glomeromycetes, Diversisporales, Gigasporaceae. The record is from the annotation of a GenBank genome assembly.
AUGAGUUUGUCUAGUGAAGCAAAAAAACAUCUUCAUGAAUCAUUACAACAACAGUGGUUAAAUCAAAAGUCGGCUGAAUAUAAUGAAGCAAAAAGGUUCUUCAUAGGCUUAAUGGAUCUUAACUAUAAACCUGGCUAUAGAAAUCAUACGUAUUAUAAAUAUUUGCUUGCAUCUAAUGAUCAUGCCAGCUCAGCUAAUAAAAAUGAUACUGCGCUUUUAGAUGCAUAUCAACCCGAAGAGAUCCAUUUUCAAUAUAUAGUUCGA